Messenger RNA from Clupea harengus (Atlantic herring), 1792 nucleotides. RefSeq names its product stathmin-like. Gene Ontology annotation, cellular component: neuron projection; cytoplasm. Gene Ontology annotation, biological process: regulation of microtubule polymerization or depolymerization; microtubule depolymerization; neuron projection development. Lineage: Eukaryota; Metazoa; Chordata; Actinopteri; Clupeiformes; Clupeidae. Gene Ontology annotation, molecular function: tubulin binding. The record is from RefSeq and is a predicted model, not a curated record.
UUUGUUCUUUUUAUGCGCGAACUGCUAGUGCAAGUAGAGCAAUCGGCGCGAGAAGGUUUGUGCUGAAAAUUCACCAGUCGACUAUUGGAGAAGAUACCUGUGAACUAGUCCACCGCUAAUAUGGCCUCUUCUGGUGAUAUUCUGGUGAAGGAACUAGACAAGCGUGCCUCUGGGCAGGCUUUUGAAGUAAUCCUCGGAACACCCGAUGCCAAGGGCGAGUUCCCCCUUUCUCCCCCCAAGAAGAAGGACCUGUCCCUGGAGGAGAUCCAGAGGAAACUAGAGGCUGCUGAGGAGAGACGCAAGUCACAUGAAGCUGAGGUUCUCAAGCACUUAGCUGAGAAGCGUGAGCACGAGCAGGAAGUGCUUCGGAAAGCUCAAGAGGAGAACAACAACUUCAGCAAGAUGGCUGAGGAAAAGCUCAACCAGAAGAUGGAGGCGAACAAAGAAAACAGAGAGGCACUUCUGGCAGCCAUGAAUGAGAAAUUCAAGGAGAAGGACAAGAAAAUCGAAGACGUCCGUAAGAACAAGGAAACCACUAAAGAUGGUGAACCUGAGGCGUCUGGAGAGAACUGAACUUUACAAUCAAAGGGGAAGGGGUGGGUGGGGUUGCAGGGAGGGAUACUUAAGGUUUUUUUACACAUCCAAAGAUUUAUUUUUCCUUUUCUGUUUGACGGCCAGUAUUUUUGUUCACUGCCCACCUUUUUGAGGAAAAAAAGAGAAAAGUUUAACUCCAGUGCAUUUUUCUGCCAGAUUUAACAGCAAUGCUUGUCACCGGCAGUGACUGUCGUCUCGGCGACCCUUGCUGCUCCUGCAGCAGAGGACGCCUUGGCGUUUGCUCUUGGUGGGUUUCCCUAAAGGCUUGCUGUUGAUGGCCAGCAUCCGCACCGACUGGGUGCGUUUGACCUGGUGCGGGGGCUGGCCGAGACCCGCCUCAGGGGCGUAUCCUGCGGAUUUAGUUUAAGUGAAUACGUUGCUGUGGUUUUUACAUGUGGAAUCUUUUUUUCACUUGUCUCUUGUCCAUUUCUUUGGAUGUGUUCCCGAGUGUCUGCCAACUCCGGAACAGAUCUGGGCCUGCACUGGCCUGGUUCUGCUGGACCGGUGUCAGAUUGGGGCUAGGUCCAAUCCGGAGGCAGCUAACUUCCUAGAUUUGUUCAUGCAGCUUUUGAUCUUCGCUAAUAACAGCAGUGUUCUUACCUUUUUUUCCUUUUAAAUAAAAAGCAUGUCUCUGUGCAUAGAACCUUAACAUGUAUCUAUUGCAUAUUGCGAGUGUGGAAAUGUGUUCCUGUGAAGUCCAAAAACCCUGUUUUUCUUAGCACUUAAACAGAAAAAGUAGCACACAGUUUAUCUACGUGGACGAGGUUUGUUUCUCUUAUCUUCCUCCCUUCUGUAUAUUGCUGAUCUUCAGCUAGGUUGCGCUUUCCAGAAUUUGCUAGUCUUGCUGCAAGAAAGUUCUGCCCCAGAUUGCAGCAGGCCCUGGGCCAGGUGUGUCCCGGCGUCACCUGCUCUCUGGGUGGUGUGUGUGUGUUUCUUUAUAAUGUAUGCCUCCCCUGUGCUGCUGGCAUCUUGGCUUUCAUGCGGCUGACUGCGCAUCGGGAGACGGUGUCGAUCUCAAAGCACAUGACUGUUCUCCACCAAGCCAGAGGAGUGGAAGCCAUCUUGGAAUGGGACGGGAGAAAGCGUGUCUAGAAACAUGAAACGCAAAAGAGCAAUACACUUCUGGCCAUCUCGAUGGGAAAACAUGUUGAAUUAAACUGUUGUACUAAAAAAAUAAUAAAAGUUGAAGAAAAUGCUA